Molecule: messenger RNA, 3563 nt
Organism: Sitophilus oryzae (rice weevil)
Lineage: Eukaryota; Metazoa; Arthropoda; Insecta; Coleoptera; Curculionidae
Gene: Rint1
Product: RAD50-interacting protein 1
Exons: 14
Coding region: 847-3099 (750 amino acids)
Biological process (GO): endoplasmic reticulum to Golgi vesicle-mediated transport; regulation of ER to Golgi vesicle-mediated transport; retrograde vesicle-mediated transport, Golgi to endoplasmic reticulum
Cellular component (GO): Dsl1/NZR complex
Source: RefSeq, a predicted model, not a curated record
UAAAUAAUAAAAAUAUAAAUAAAAUUGAAGGUUAGGUGAAAUGUCAGUCAACCACUUCCCUUUAAAAACACGGACCAAUGAAAACUUCUUCAGGUAAGGCAUGCGCAAUUAAGUGACUAUCCGGGUGAAAUAGACUUAUGCAGAAUUCCAUAUUUCUCUUUCACUGUUUGGGCUUCACUUUUUAGAGAUUAGGCUGAGUAUAUAAAGUUAUAUGUAUAUGAUUUCCUUAUGUCUAUUGACAAGUGACAAUAGAUAGGUACGCUUUAAGAACAAUCCCACCAAGCAAAAAACCUCAUAUUACAUUUACAAUAUUUCAGUCAAUAUUUUUAUAAUAUGUCUAAUUAAAUUUGGCCGAAAGGAAUUUUGCUGGAUUUGCUGGAAGUUGUUCUAAAAAAGGACUGUCCUUUUCAAAAAAGGGUUAGCUGGCUUGGAAAUGAACAUCGAUGAUAUUCUCCAUAUAAUUUUACAAUAAAAUGACGGCGAUUUUUAUUUCAUAGCCAUCGCUGACGCCUUUUUUUCUAUAGUACAAUAUUGGGUUGUCAAGAUACUAUAUUCACUCUAUUUUCUCUUACUUUCUGACUUUCCCCCAUAGACCUAAGCGCAAACAUGGCGGCGCGGCGCGGUGCUCAAGAUAAGAAUUUCUCCGCACGUUGAUGCUCAUUCUUAAUGCCUCUAUAUCUCUGAGAUAACCUCUUUAAAUUUAUUUAACCUCAAUUUAUUUUUGUGUUGUACUUUGAUUUUUUUUAUAAAUAAUAUUAUAUACCUAUAAAUACGGUAUUAUAAUGUUCUUAUGACAAAUUUUGUGAGCCAAUUUUGACCUGAUUCUUUUGUUUACAACUUUCAAACAUGCCUUCUGAUGAGCAAAAACGAAUUAUAUUGCAAGAUAUUAAUUGUAAAUACGGCGAUAGCUUAUUAAAUUUAUCUAAAUGCACCGAAAUUUACCAAAACCUUUUGGACAGAAAGAGAGAGAUACUUCGAGAGCUGGACCUAGAAAAUACAGAAGGUAUUGUUGGUGCUUCUAUUAAUGAUGGGGAAAAUGCCAUUGGGCAGUCUAGACUAGCAGUAGACAAUUCUAGAGAAAUAACUGAUAAUGUUGAAAAAGAUUUAAAUGAAUUUGAAGACAUACGGAAUACAUUAAAGAAUAAAUUCGAUAAACUCUAUGCUUUACAAACUACUUUGCAGUACAUGAGAGUUGUACAGCAAAUUGAACAUUUAUGUAAUGAAUUACAGCGAGAAUUGGAUAGAAAAGAUGAUGAAAAAUGUACUACGCAUUUUGCCAAUUUAACAGAAAUCAACAGGAUACUUGCAGAUUGCCCUGUAGAACAUUUAAAAUGGUAUCUUAAGGAAUCUAUGUUACACUGGCAUGAAAUUUUAAAGGAAAAAUUAUCAAAAGAUCUUGAGGAGGUAUUGAGACAAAUAAAGUGGCCUUUUGUCAGCACAAAUUUUAAUUUAGUAUUGCCUAUGGAUAGUAAUAUUAGUAGGCUUAAAACUAUAGCAGAAUAUUUGCUGCAAAUUGAACUUCCAACAGAAAGUAAUGUUCAAAAGGAAGUUCCUUCAGGAGUUUUAAGUUAUUUUACACCUCCAUGUUUACCUGUCCAUUUUCUUCUUCAACCUCUGAAAAGAAGGUUUAUAUAUCAUUUUUAUGGAAACAGAAAGACCAACAGACCUGACAAGCCAGAAUGGUAUUUCACUCAAAUUCUUACAUGGGUGAGGGAUCAUAAAAAGUAUGUUGAGGAAUGGAUUCAGCCAGUAGUGGUUGAAAAAUUUGGUUUGCACCACAUAGAUGCCCAGGUUGAGUUUAUAAGAGGUCUUGUGCACUUAGGAGCGGAAAAAUUGAAUUCCGAAUUGCCUUCACUACAAUUCGAUGACUAUACCUUUUCUCACUCCAUUGAUGAAGCUUUGGGUUUUGACAAAGAGUUAAGGGAAGUCUACGGUUAUCCAUCAAACCAGCCCAGUAUUAUAGUGGUUUUAACACAGGCUCCAAUUUUGGUAAAAUGGUUGAUAAUGGAGAAAAAAUAUGCUGUUGAAAAAAUGGAUGCUAUUCUAUCGCAGAAUUCAACAGAGGCAUUUGGACUAUUAACAUCCGAUGUUGAAGAUUUGAAAAUCACAAUGUGCGCUGAUGCAUUUAUUACUUUGCUUCAAACAAUAACUGAAAGGUAUGAAUGUCUUCCUCAGCCUGGUCAUAGAUUACAAUUUUUAGAGCUACAGCUUGAAUUAUUAGAUGAUUUUAGAGUUAGAUUAUUACAACUUGUAAAUGCCGAAGAAGGCGAUAUAAUUGAUUCAAAAGUACCGAUGAUAGCAAAUACUUUGUAUUAUAUAGAGAAUGUUUUAGUUGAUUGGGGUACAAUGUUGCAUUUUUUGAAUCUGUAUUAUUACAAAAACCAACUCGAAGAGUCUAAGAAACUGCAUACAUCACCUUCGAUGAACGACUUUGAUGACGAGUCCACUCUCGAUUUGGAAUCCGAGUCGAUUUUUGCAGAAACUCUGUCCUUGUACAGGCACUUUAGAAGGGACUUGUUAUGCGGGUUAUCGGAGAAAGUAAUAAGUGAAAUAAAAAAGUGUAGCUGGAACUAUCGACGAGAAAGGUGGUCAUCAAUGAAAGUACUGAAAGAAUUUAGAAGUCUAUCGUUAACGCCUUCGGCGUGUCCACUGUUUGACGUUUUAGCUAAAAGGUUGCAUCAGUUGGAGAAAAAAUUGCAAAGUCGAUUAUUUACCAUAGUGUGGAGAAAUAUAGCGACACAAUUGGAUACCUACUUGUUUGAAGAUUUGGUUAUGGAUAACCGUUUCAAUGAUGGAGGUGCCCUACAACUAAAAUUUGACGUUACUCGAAAUUUGCUGCCUUUAUUUUCGCAAUACACUGAUACUCCUGCCAACUAUUUUACACAACUAAUAGAGUCAUGCAACUUGCUCAACCUGACCAAAGGUUCAGCAUUGUUGCUAAGAGAGACUAUUUUGGCACUCGAAGGCGCCACAGGGGUUGAAGAUACCAGGCCAAAAACGUUGAAAGAGAUUGGUGUUAGUAACUUUGGCCCGAAAAUGGCCGUGAAAAUAUUGAACCAGAGAACAGACAUUACAGUGAAUAGGCUAGACGUGGAUUGAGGUUUUAUUUUUUUGUUUACCGUACUAUCAACAAAAAAACGCCGGCUGGGUAGCUUUUGAAAUUCUGCAUUGUCGUAAUUUCACAUAUUUUACGUACGAUAAUUUGUGAUGUUUUUUAGAUUUAUAUUUCAGAUUUUUUUACCAGUCCGUACUUGAAAAACUAAAACUUUAUUCAUAAAAGGGGUAUUCAUUUUCUAUGUUCAAGUGAAAAAAUGAAGCAUUUGAAAAUAUUAGAGAUAUACAUAUAUUUGUUAUAUUAUGUUCUAAUAUAUUUAUUUAUUUAUUUUUAUACAUUAAAACUAUCUUAGGACAAGGAUUAACUUUACAUAAAGUAAUAAUCAUUAUAGCUUUUAAAAAUUACUGUAAAAAGGUGAUAAUUUUUGUUUUGUAUAGGUGCUUGUUAUAAUUUAUUGGAUAUUGUUGGUGAAUUUUUUAAGUAUACCAAAUAAAAGUAUUUUUACAGA